Messenger RNA from Canis lupus familiaris (dog), 333 nucleotides. RefSeq names its product complex III assembly factor LYRM7-like. Bases 49 to 318 code for a protein of 89 amino acids. Gene Ontology annotation, biological process: mitochondrial respiratory chain complex III assembly. The transcript has 2 exons. NCBI's taxonomy places the organism in Eukaryota, Metazoa, Chordata, Mammalia, Carnivora, Canidae. The record is from RefSeq and is a predicted model, not a curated record.
UUUUAAAAUACUAUUUUGAGAGAGGUGGCCGCCACGGUGAGGAGAGCCAUGGGUCAGGCGGCCAAGGUUUUACAGCUCUUUAAAACAUUACACAGGACCAGACAACAGGUUUUUAAAAAUGAUACCAGAGCAUUAGAAGCAGCCAGAAUAAAGAUAAAUGAAGAAUUCAAAAGUAAUAAAAGUGAAACUUCUCCCAAGAAAAUAGAAGAGCUAAUAAAAAUAGGUUCCGAUGUUGAAUUGUUACUCAGAACAUCUGUUAUACAAGGUAUUCACACAGACCACAAUACACUAAGGACACCUGGGUGGCUCAGCGUUUGAGCAUCUGCCUUUGGC